Molecule: messenger RNA, 5462 nt
Organism: Hypomesus transpacificus
Lineage: Eukaryota; Metazoa; Chordata; Actinopteri; Osmeriformes; Osmeridae
Product: protein kinase C-binding protein 1-like
Exons: 22
Coding region: 645-4226 (1193 amino acids)
Biological process (GO): regulation of DNA-templated transcription
Molecular function (GO): protein binding
Source: RefSeq, a predicted model, not a curated record
CCUAUCCACAUAAAAAAUGGAGGCUAGAGCAGAGCAGCCUGUCCUGUUUUUUUCAGUUUUUACAUGGUGUCUUUUUACCCUGUAAUUUUUGAAAAAUAACAAAUCUCACACCAGAUGCAGCCUUGGAGCUGCCCCUGCCUGCGCUGAACAAAGAUAAUUACUCAGGAAACGUUUAGGCCAAUCGGAUGCAGCCUUACAUUCUGCCUGUGAAAAAGGGGCCAGUCAGGAAUUGGCUAACAUUACACGGGCCUGAUCGCCUUGCCUGAAGAGCGGAGCCUUCCUCGGCUGAGGGCUGAGAGUGUCCUCCAUGUUUUAUAAGUGUUGACAUAACAUUGUGUCAGGCAGCCAUGCAUCCACAGAGGGUCACAUGGGUGCCCUAGGCACCCAAGCUGCCAAGCUCCAGGGAAGAGUGGACCAUAGCAAAUCCUUUUUAUCUCUUCUUUUAGAUAAUGCAAAAGUGAAAGAGGCACAUGGACAAUCAUAUCUCCUUUCUGCUGCUCUGAUAUGGCUCUAUUUGCUGACAGAAUAUGUGGGGGAUGGGUGGCAGAGGAGGAGGAAGGGAAGGGAUGUGUCUUUUGUAAGCAGAUUGCCUCCGUUGUUGUGGUUUGUCAUGCCAGGCCAGAGAAUGGACACAGGGACAGGAGAUGUGCCUGUAUAAUGCAAGUCUGGCUGAGGAGGAGAUAAAAACAGAGUCGGAUGUGGUAGAGGGGAUGGAUGUGUCCAUGAGAUCCAAAGUCCCUGAACCUGGGUCAGCAGAGCGUUUGCUGGUCGCUCAGAAGAGGAAGGUUCCCAGCCCCACCCACUCAUCCAAUGGACACUCCCCUGCAGAAACCUCCCCUAGCCCCCUGAAGAAGAAGAAGAAACCAGGGGCGCUCAGCAACAGCAGCAAAGACCAGUCAGAGCUAAGACAUGGUCCCUUUUACUAUGUGAAGCAGCCAGCACUCACCACAGACCCUGUUGAUGUUGUACCGCAGGACGGCAGGAAUGACUUCUACUGCUGGCUGUGCCACCGCGAGGGCCAGGUGCUCUGCUGUGAGCUCUGCCCGAGGGUGUACCACGCCAAGUGCCUCAAACUGCCAGCCGAGCCCGAGGGCGACUGGUUCUGUCCAGAGUGUGAGAAAAUUACUGUGGCGGAGUGUAUAGAAACUCAGAGUAAAGCUAUGACGAUGCUGACGCUAGAACAGCUGUCCUACCUGCUCAAGUUUGCCCUGCAGAAGAUGAAGCAGCCUGGAACAGAGCCCUUCCAGAAGCCAGUCUCUCUGGAGCAGCAUCCUGACUAUGCAGAGUACAUCUUCCACCCCAUGGACCUGUGCACCCUAGAGAAGAACAUAAAAAAGAAAAUGUAUGGCUGUACAGAAGCCUUUUUGGCUGACAUGAAAUGGAUCCUGCAUAAUUGUAUCAUCUAUAAUGGAGGUAAUCACAAACUAACAGCAACAGCCAAAGUCAUUGUCAAGAUCUGUGAACACGAGAUGAAUGAGAUAGAGGUCUGUCCAGAGUGCUACCUGUCCUCGUGCCAGAAGAGGGAUAACUGGUUUUGCGAGCCAUGUGGUCACCCCCACCCCCUGGUGUGGGCUAAGCUGAAAGGCUUCCCCUUCUGGCCAGCCAAGGCACUGCGGGAGAAGGAUGGACAGGUGGACGCCCGCUUUUUUGGUCAGCAUGACAGGGCCUGGGUUCCCAUCAACAACUGCUACCUCAUGUCCAAAGAAAUUCCCUUCUCUGUAAAGAAGACCAAGAGCAUCUUCAACAGCGCCAUGCAGGAGAUGGAGGUCUAUGUUGAGAACAUCCGCAAAAAAUUUGGGGUGUUCAACUAUGCGCCCUUCCGCACACCCUUCACACCCAACAACCAGCUGCAGAUGCUGCAGGACCCAUCCAAUCCCAGUGCUGGGGCACUAAAGACAGAGAAAACCGACAAAAUCCGCUUCAACUUUGACAUGACUGCGUCUCCCAAGAUGCUACUGGGCAAGAGCUCCCUGUCCAGCGGGAUGGGGCGGAGGAUUUCCAUGACGGACAUGCCUCGUUCUCCAAUGAGCACCAACUCGUCAGUGCACACGGGGUCAGACGUAGAGCAGGAUGGGACUGAGAGAGGGCCGAGGAACCUCCCCUUCCAUUACAGUGCUGGGGAAGAGUCUAUGGACUACACUGCAUCCCCUGCCUCAGCGAAGAUGGGCCACGGUGGCAGCAUGACGGGCAGCCCCAAGUCCUUCACCCCCCAGGGACUUGUGCCCAAGCAAGAGAGGGGUGCAGCCACUGGGAGCAUCCUCAACCUCAACCUUGACCGGGUGAAGGCUGAGAUGGACCUGAAGGAACUGAGUGAGACCGUGCAGCAACAGCAGCUACAACAGGGGGCACCGGUCCUCCUGGCCACACCCAAGAGACCCAGCAGGAGCCUGGACAAGACCAUCGAGAGCUGCAAGGCCCAGCUAGGUGAUUGUCAAUCUGCAGGCAUAGACGACAUCUCCGAGGAUGUGUAUAAGGGCGUGGAGCAUAGUGACUCUGAGGACUCUGACAAGUCAGACUCUAGCGACAGUGAGUAUCUCAGUGAUGAGGAGCACCGGCCAAAGAGCACCACCCAAGAAGACAAGGGAGAGAGGAAGAGGUCUAAAGUGAACAUGCAGGGAGAGGACAAGGAGGGGCUCCCAGGGACGAGGGACAAAUCCUCCCCGGAAGGUGUGCUCAAAGACGAGCAGGGCAACGGCCCAGAGAGAGAGUCCCAAGACAAGGCCAGGUUGGCCCAGUCUCAGCCCACAGUAGACAGGCCUAAAGCUCCAGAGGAGACGAGGGCAGGAGGCCCCUCCGCCCUUACUGAUCCAGACCAGGACUCUGACUCUGAGAGAGAGCUGGUAAUUGACCUAGGGGAUGAGCAGGGGGGCCGCGAACGCAAGAGAGCCAGAAAGGAACCGGGGGCAGCAGCAGCCACCAAAACUCUCAAAGAGCCUACUGGUACCAAUCUUGAUGGAAAGCUUCCUUCCACCAUACCCUCACCUGCACCUGAAGUCUCCACUUCCUCCUCCAGCCUCAAAGAUGCCACCCAACCUUCCAUUACCUCUGCCCUGAACCUUGUCUCUACCACGUCCUCUGGUCAUGCCAGCACGGCCUCUACCAGCAGCAUUACCACCUCCUCCCCUGCCUCUACCUCCAACUCCACUUCUUCUCACUCGGCUGCCUCAUCAGCCCCCUCUGCAGUCAAGAAGCAGCGCCCUCUGCUGCCCAAAGAGACAGCCCAAGCUGUGCAGAGGGCUGUGGUGUGGAACCCUACCAACAAGUUCCAGACAUCAUCUCAGAAAUGGCACAUGCAAAAGGUGCAGCGGCAAGAGAAACAAGGGGAUCAGCCGGCCCUGCAGAGCCAGGCUCAGGCUCAGGCCCCAGUCCAGGUUCAGGCACAGACACCCAGCCCCCAGCAACUGCAAUCACAGCAGCCACUGCAGUCCUCCUCCAGUACACGCUACCAGACCAGACAGGCUGCAAAAGCUGUGCAGCAGAAAGAUGGGCCUCAGAGCACUUCCACCUCAUCAGUUACCUUGGUUACAUCCUCUGGCACCUCCUCCUCUUCCUCUUUUAUGGCAGGAGACCUCCAGAUUCCCACGGGCUCAGCAGAUGUGGCAGCAGAUAUAGCCAAGUACACCAACAAGAUGAUGGACACGAUAAAAGGGACAAUGACUGAAAUCUACAAUGACCUCUCCAAAAACACAUCAGGAAACACUAUUGCAGAGAUUCGUCGGUUGAGGAUAGAAAUAGAGAAACUUCAGUGGCUCCAUCAACAAGAGCUGUCUGAGAUGAAGCAUAACCUAGAGCUGACUAUGGCAGAGAUGAGGCAGAGUCUGGAGCAGGAGAGGGAGAGGCUGGUGGCGGACGUGAAGAAGCAGAUGGAGGUAGAGAAACAGCAGGCUGUAGACGAGACCAAGAAGAAGCAGUGGUGUGCCAACUGCAGGAAGGAGGCCAUCUUCUACUGCUGCUGGAACACCAGCUACUGUGACUACCCUUGCCAGCAGGCCCACUGGCCAGAGCACAUGAAGUCCUGCACGCAGUCAGGUAUACACCCACAAGCAGCCACAGCAACUCAACAGGAGCCAGAACCAGAGUCGAUCUCAGACCCGUCAACCAAACCGUCCGGUCCUUCCCCCAGCACUCAGCCCCACCCCACAGGGCCCACUCCCACUGAGAAAGGCCCGUCCCCCUCCUACAGUGUGGACAGGAGCAAGGACAGUGCUGUCAUGGCCGUGCCCUAACCACUACACUACACAACCGUGUUCACCCUGCAAUCCUUGUCUGUAAAAUAUAUGUUAAAUAUGGACUAAUCAGAAAGGAUUGUCUUAAACCGACAAAUCUGGGAGAAUGCAACCAUCUCAGUUGAAGACAUCAUAGUCCAUUUUAAAUGGACAUACAAUCCCCCUCCCAGUGUGACAUGUGACAGGAGUUGUGCUGGGCUCAGGGUGUUUAACGCCAGGGACAUUCCUUGCAUGAAGGCCUGCUCCUCUGUGACUCCCUCCUCAUUACUUUAUUUCUAUGUCUGCCAUGUGAGUGACCAUUUGAAAUCACCUUUGCCAUCUUUUUUAGUAGUCUGUGUACACGUAGCUUGUCCUUGUUACUGUGGUCUUUCUGAAUCUGAACUGUAAGUCUCUGUAUAUUUACACGUUUUCUCCUUUUUAAGUUUCCAUUUACAUCUUUAUGUUGCCAUCGAAUUUGCUCUGAUCUAUAGAUUGUAUCAAAACAUCAGACAUUGAUUUAUUGCAAACUGACAAGCAUCUUGAACUUGAAACCUGUAAUGCUGCUCUUAAAAAGAUACCAUGAGACUGUUUUAGAGGCUGCAAAAGAGAUUCUGACAUCUUGUUGGUGGACUUGCAUUGUUUACUGUUAAGCUCAUGUCAUUACUAGUAUUUCAGUACAGUAAGUUUCUAUAUUCAUUUGACAGGACAUCUUUGUUAAAAUAGUAUAGUCAUUGUAGGGAAAACAACACGGUUAAUAAUCAUCCACCCCCAUUUGGCUCAUACAAAAAUGUACAUUAUAGUUCAGUGUAAGAAUAUAAUUCAGUGAUCUGUGAUUUAUAUAUAAAAAAAACUAUAAAGGUUGAAACUGUACAGUUUUUGUAAUUAAUAAACUAUUUAUAUUGCUAUAAGCAUAUACAAUUCUGUUUUAUAGUUGCCUACCACUUAAGAAAAAACAAUUUCCAAAUAUCUGGAAACAACAGCAUUUUGGAAAUUUCAAUUUGAAAGUGAGAUGUUACUUAAUAUGAAUGUCACUUUGACCCUCAGUUCUGAUUCAUGUCAGUACAGUCUAAUCAACAUGUUAAUGCAAAUCUGCUCGAUAGACUGCUAAAGUGAGGGAGGGAAACGGCAAGCUGACUGUGUACUAAUGAGCAUGAUUAUUUUUAUUCUUUCACAUGUUCUCUUUGUUUACAUAUUGUACAUAGAAUAAAUGGAUUGUUGAUGUCUUUAUGAAGAAAAAAUAAAAACCGGUCUAUUAGA